AUGAUGCCAAUAUUAUUUUUUUUAAUAUUAAUUCUUCAUAAAAUUAAUGGAAAAUUUCUAUUAAAUGCUGAAAGUUCAUCUAUUAUUGUCUUACGACAUAUUCGUUUAUCAACAGAUAAUGAAUAUUAUCGUAUACGAUGUCCAUAUCAUUUAAAUCAUUUAACUCCUACAUUAUUAAAUUAUUCAAAUGGAAAUUGUUUUAAUCUAUAUACGGAAUUAAUAAAUGAUGCUUGUAUAAACAAUCGAUCUCCUUGUCGAUAUCAUGCAAAACCUGUUCAGCUGAAUUGUAAUGAUCGAACAUAUUCAAAAUAUGUUGAUAUCACUUAUCAAUGUUCAUCUUCACCUUCAAAAUCGACUAGGACAGCAUUGUCCGACAAUGACAAAACGUCAACAUCUCCUACAAUAGAAGGUGAAUCUAUUCUAUCUACAUCUCAGUCACCAAAUACAAUUACUAUACAUGCUCUAACAUUUCCAUCAAUAUCAUCUCGUAUCGAGGAAAGUAUUGGUUUAUUUCUUGUAGGUCUUGCUACUGUUUUUAUUCUUUGGUUAACAGUUUGUUGUGUAUGGUUUAUACGUUGUGGUCAUAUUCAUGAAGAAGAUGAUGGUAAAUGUGAAUUAUUAGCAAUGCGACAUAAUCGUAAAGCUGAAAUAAUUGAUUUUACAAUUUUAUCUGAUAGAAAACCAAAAAUUGUUGGUAAUCUAUCAGGUCAUACAAAUACAGGUGGAAUUGAAAAUGUUUGUCUUCAUGUCAAUCCAAUCGAAAAUAGACAUAUCUCAUCAUUGAAAAUAACACAAAUCGAUUGA
Adineta steineri is the source of this 804-nucleotide messenger RNA. The record is from the annotation of a GenBank genome assembly. Lineage: Eukaryota; Metazoa; Rotifera; Eurotatoria; Adinetida; Adinetidae.